Fonsecaea monophora is the source of this 1491-nucleotide messenger RNA. RefSeq lists its product as hypothetical. Lineage: Eukaryota; Fungi; Ascomycota; Eurotiomycetes; Chaetothyriales; Herpotrichiellaceae. The coding region runs from base 1 to 1491 and encodes 496 amino acids. The record is from RefSeq and is a predicted model, not a curated record. Gene Ontology annotation, molecular function: acyltransferase activity, transferring groups other than amino-acyl groups. The transcript is spliced from 3 exons.
AUGUCCUUCCAGCAAAACGCCUACGUGCUUGGGGUGGGUCUCACCAAGUUCAUCAAGCCUCGCCAAUUGCGCACCUAUCCUGAGCUGGGCCUAGAAGCCGGUACCAAAGCUCUCUUGGACGCCCACAUCACAUACGACGAUGUCCAGACUGGCGUGGCAUGUUAUUGCUAUGGCGAAACCACGUCUGGCCAGCGCAUCUUCUACCAGUUUGGCAUGACCAACAUCCCCGUAUACAACACCAAUAAUGCCUGCGCUACCGGAUCCACGGGCCUGCAGCUGGCACGGACGCUAGUCCGGGGGGGCAUCGUCGACGUCGUCUUGGUGAUUGGGUUUGAGACCAUGAAGCCUGGCGCCAUCAAGAGUGUGUGGGAUGAUAGACCGAGCCCCAUGGGCUUAAGCACGAAGUUGAUGGAGGAGACAAGGGGAAAGCAUGACACCCCGACAAAUGCGCAAUACUUUGCCAAUGCUGGAUUGGAAUACAUGGAGAAAUAUGGCGCCUCAGCCCGCGACUUCGCCGAAAUCGGCCGCAUCUCUCACGAGCACUCUUCGCGCAACCCUUACGCCCAGUUCAACAACGUCUACACCCUCGAGGAGAUCGAGAAGUCGCCCAUGAUCCACUACCCACUGACCAAACUCCAAUGCUCGCCCACCUCUGACGGCGCGGGGGCGGCGGUCAUCGUGUCUCAGCGCUUCCUCGAGUCUCGACCUGAACUCAAGUCCCGCGCUAUCCUGAUGGCCGGACAAUCUCUGAUGACGGAUUCUCCUAGCUUGUUCUCGCGCUCCCCAAUGGACCUCGUGGGCUUCGACAUGACUCGACGUGCGGCCAAGGCUGCCCUCGCCGAGGCAGGUGUGUCCGCCCGAGACGUCAAGGUGUGCGAAGUGCACGACUGCUUCUCCACCAACGAACUCAUUCUGCUCGAGGGUCUUGGGUUCUGCGACCAAGGCAAGGCCCACCUCAUGGUGAGGAACGGGGAUAUCACGUACGGUGGCAAGGGACCUGUUGUGAAUCCCUCUGGAGGGUUGAUCUCCAAGGGCCAUCCUCUAGGUAUGUCAGAGUUCCACACCACCUUAUGUGCCCUCAUCCAUGAAAAAAAUCCUCCCAACAACAGUCAGACAAUGUGGAUGCAUGCUAACCCAGCCGGGGACCAAAUAGGAGCCACUGGCCUCGCCCAAUGCGCCGAGCUCGCGUGGCAACUGCGCGGAUGGGCCAACAACGGCCGUCUGGUCAAGGACAUCGACGUCGCGCUGCAGCACAACCUCGGCCUCGGCGGCGCCGUCGUCGUCACCAUCUACAAGCGCGCCGACGGCCGCAAGAACACCGACGUCACGGAGACCGACGCCCAGAUCGCCCAGGAGAGCGGUGUCGGGUAUAACCCCGCCGUCGAGGCCCGGGGCAUCACCCUCGCCGACUUUGAGAAGAUCAAGAGCAAAAAGGCCCCCUCCGCGUAUGCCCUCGGCGAGACGGCCGAGAAGUUGCAGGCCAGGCUGUGA